AUGGACGAAACAUCAUGCGCAGGACUUAAGAAAAGCGGAAUUAGCAAAAGUGGCGUGUACGAAAUCGCCCCAAUUCCGGGCUACACCGUCAAAGUCUUCUGUGAUCAAGUAACAGACGGGGGAGGCUGGACCGUGAUACAAAAAAGACUUGAUGGAUCGGUGGAUUUCUUUCGAGGAUGGGACGAUUACAAGCGAGGAUUUGGAAACAAGAAUGGAGAAUACUGGCUUGGACUCGAUGCCAUGCAUAUCUUGACCAACAGUACAGAGAAUGAGAUCAGAAUUGACCUGGAAGACUUCAAUAUGAACAAAACCUAUGCGAUUUAUAAGUCGUUCAAAGUUGGCACAGAAUCCCAGAAAUACGAAUUGUUCAUUGGAUCCUUUAAAGAAGGGAAUGCUGGUGACUCAUUGGGCUAUCACAGGUGGACUGCAUUCUCAACAUCUGAUCAAGACAACGACAACCACGCUACUAACUGUGCCAACAGAUUUAAGGGCGCUUGGUGGUUUGGGGGUUGCCACUAUUCUCAUCUCAACGGUCAAUACCUCGGCCAAAAUGUUCCAUACGCUGAAGGCAUAAACUGGAGAUUCGUAACUGGACUUUACAGAUCUCUCAAAAGCGCAGAAAUGAAGAUACGACCGGUCGGUUAUAAUGGUUAGCCUCAAGCUGCUGCUGCUUCUAUUAAUUCUAAUGCGGUUACUGCUACAACAACAACAACAAAAACAGUAUAAAUACAAACAACGAAACAUCUAAAGAAGCAGCACCAACAACAGCAGCAAUCACAAAAUAUGGAGCAGCA
Messenger RNA from Actinia tenebrosa (Australian red waratah sea anemone), 794 nucleotides. Its product is annotated as ryncolin-1-like. Lineage: Eukaryota; Metazoa; Cnidaria; Anthozoa; Actiniaria; Actiniidae. The record is from RefSeq and is a predicted model, not a curated record.